AUGCCUGCCGGAGGGCAGGGCGUCCUGCCUGCCCACAGGCCGUGCCCGCCACAGCCGACCGGCCGCUCCUCCUGCGAGGCCAUCCCGGCUGACUUCGGGGUCCUCUCCACGCAUCUCGUGUCUGAACCCCCCGUGACCUCCGUGACGCUGCCCAAGUCCAUCCUGGCCAAGCCGUCCUCCACGCCCGAGCCCAGAUACCUGCUGUCUGUGCCCCCGUCGCCAGGCCUCGGCAGCUCGGAGCCGCGGUCCCCGCCAGAGGGAGACACGACCCUCUUCCUGUCUCGACUCAGCCCCAUCUGGAAGGGCUUCAUCAACAUGCAGAGCGUGGCGAAGUUCGUCACCAAGGCCUACCCCGUGUCCGGGAGCUUCGACUACCUCAGUGAGCCUGGCCCCGGGCUGGCCGUGCAGGAGGCGCCGCUCGGCUGCGCCCCGUACGAAGGCCCGCGACAUGCUCACUUCGCCGACAGAGGUGACAACCCUGUCCCUGACGCCGAAGGGGACAGAGGCAGGCCCGGCGAGGGGCCCCCUCUCUUCCCCCACCCCGGGCCCAAGGCGGGGCCCCUGCCCCAGCUGCCAGGACCGCGAGAGCCAGCCCCACGCCCUUUCGGGGUGCCAGGCCUUCACGGCCCCGGCUUCCCGGGACCCAGGGGGCCAGCCCCCCCGUUUCCAGAGGAGGGGCUCGUCCCCAGUAACGAUGGGCCAAGAGGGCCGCCGCCGGCCAGAUUCGGGACUCAGAAGGGGCCCAUCCCUUCCCUGUUCUCAGGGCAGCAUGGGCCCGCUCCUUACGGAGACCCCAGGGGCGCUGCCCCCUCUUACCUGGGGGGCCCUAGAGGAGCAGCACCCCCUCAAUUGGAGGACCGCAAGGACCCCCACGGAGAGAAGCGGGAAUUCCAGGACCCGCCUUACAGCGAGAUGGCAGGGCCUCCUGGCCAGUUUGAAGGUCCAGAGCCGGCCCAGUUCAUGGGGAGCAGGGGGCCUGCACCCUUCCAGUUUGGAGGCCAGAGGCGGCCUCUGCUGUCACAGUUUAAAGGACCCCGGGGGGGGCCUCCUCCCGCGCAGUUUGGAGGUCAGCGGGGCCCACCACCCGGACACUUUCUGGGCCCCCGGGGGCCGCACCCCCCUCAAUUUGAAACCGCCCGCGGCCCCCACCCCGGUCAGUUUGAAGGACCCAGGGGCCAAGCCCCCAGCUUCCUGCCUGGACCCAGGGGCAUGCAGCCACAGCAGUUUGAGGAGCAGAGGGUCCACUCGCCACCUCGGUUUGCAAAUCAGAGGGCACCGGCGCCCCUUCCUUUUGGGGGACCCAGGGGCUCGGCCCCCUUUCCGGACAGCAGCGAGCCGGCGCCCCCGCGGUUCCACUUCCAGGGCCCGGCCGCACAGGCGGGGACGCUGGGCCCGGCCCACCACGGCGCCCGGAGCCCCCGUCUGCAGCCCGGGGCUGGGCCGCCCGGAGCCCGGUGA
Molecule: messenger RNA, 1458 nt
Organism: Condylura cristata (star-nosed mole)
Lineage: Eukaryota; Metazoa; Chordata; Mammalia; Eulipotyphla; Talpidae
Gene: DIDO1
Product: death inducer-obliterator 1
Exons: 5
Coding region: 1-1458 (485 amino acids)
Source: RefSeq, a predicted model, not a curated record